AUGAAUCCUUUCGUGGAACGCAGCGAUCUGGUCAAGGCGGCAAAAGCAGAAGAACAUGUGGACUUGAAUAGCACAAAUGUUACACAUACAAUUCUUUGGUGGAAUCAGCCGAUAUGGGUUGUACCAUUUGAAACAAAAUGUAGUAACUGUAUAACUUCAACGAACAGAAGCGUUUUCGAUAAAAGUUCUGCAGUAGUGUUUUCCCUAGCGGAUGGUAACAUAGGUACAAAACCACCAAUUGAAAACAUUAUUAGAAACCAAAAUCAAAUCUGGAUAGCCUUUUCAUUAGAGACAAAUGUGCAAAACGCAUGGAUCAGAGAUUACAAAAAUAAACAUUGGAAAUAUGUGUUCAAUUGGACAUGGAAUUAUAGACCUUCUGCAGAUAUAUUUAUGCCGUAUGGAAGGGUAUCAGAAAGAUUAAAGCCAUUGUCAAAAAACUACUCCAUGAUAUUUCAACGCAAAAACAAAUUUGCGGCAUGGGCCGUGAGUCAUUGCAAUACACACAGUUUAAGAGACAAAUUUGUGAAAAACAUGAAUAGGCGUUUGCAAAACCACAGUAUCGACAUAUUUGGAAAGUGUGGCCCCUUAAAGAUUUCAAAGGGUAAACUCCCUACUUUAUUAAGCAAUGAUUAUAAGUUUUAUUUAGCGUUUGAAAAUGCUUUUUGUGAUGACUAUGUUACGGAAAAGAUAUUUGCCCACUUUAACACUGACAUUAUUAAUGUGGUUCGCGGAAAAGCAAAUUAUACUAAUAUAUUUCCGAAAGGCUCGUUCAUCAACACCAGGGACUUUAAAAACACAAGCGAUUUUGUUAGUUAUUUGGUUGAUGUGUCGGAAAAUGAAACCCUCUAUUCGAACUACUUAAAACAGAAAGACAAAUUUCAAGCGAGUUUCGACAUCAAAGAGCAAUAUAAGCAGUCAAUAUGUAAUAUUUGCCGAAAAUUGAAUGAUCCAAAUCUUAAACGAAAUACAAUUUUUGACGCAGAAGAGGAACUUGGACAAUGCAUUAAACCAAAUGAUGUUUAG
Messenger RNA from Mya arenaria, 1023 nucleotides. RefSeq names its product alpha-(1,3)-fucosyltransferase C-like. The record is from RefSeq and is a predicted model, not a curated record. Gene Ontology annotation, cellular component: membrane. NCBI's taxonomy places the organism in Eukaryota, Metazoa, Mollusca, Bivalvia, Myida, Myidae. Gene Ontology annotation, molecular function: alpha-(1->3)-fucosyltransferase activity. The transcript has a single exon. The coding region runs from base 1 to 1023 and encodes 340 amino acids.